This is a messenger RNA of Cyphellophora europaea CBS 101466, 945 nucleotides long. RefSeq lists its product as uncharacterized. Gene Ontology annotation, biological process: cellular response to nitrogen starvation; autophagosome assembly; autophagy of mitochondrion. NCBI's taxonomy places the organism in Eukaryota, Fungi, Ascomycota, Eurotiomycetes, Chaetothyriales, Cyphellophoraceae. The transcript is spliced from 2 exons. Bases 1 to 945 code for a protein of 314 amino acids. Gene Ontology annotation, cellular component: Atg12-Atg5-Atg16 complex; phagophore assembly site membrane; cytoplasm. The record is from RefSeq and is a predicted model, not a curated record.
AUGGCUCAACUGCAGCCGCUAGCAGCCAUCCAGCAGCACGUUUGGGAUGCACGACUACCGCUCGAGGUUAGACUUGCCCCUUCGGAAUGCCGUACUUACGAUCAAGCCGAUCCGUACCUGAUCGCUUGGCCGCGCAUCUCGUACAUUCCCUUACUCCUGGCACGGCUACACUCCUUCUUCUCACCCCUUUUGAUUGUCGAUCCAGAAGAACUAACUCCUGAUGCUGGAUAUUUCACGUAUGAUGGAGUGCCACUCAAAUGGCACCUUCCCCUGGGAUUGCUCUACGAUCUCCAUGUUUUAUCGGUUGGCGACUCAACCGCUGAUCAGCCGAUCGCCGAUAGCAUCCCCUUCAGGCUUACCCUCCAUUACACGCCCGACUCUGCCAGCGCCCAUGUCAAUCUGAUCAAUCCUGACCCUGUCAGAAUGCAUGACUUCUUCAUCAAUGCCGUCAAAGAAGCUGACUUCUUGCGCUCCGGUACGGCCAAGCCAAUCAUGAGCCUAUCUGCGGCCGACAGUAAGGCGCUGUGGGCCUCGACCCAAGACAAUGAUCUAACAGUCUUCGCCAAAAUCCACCAGUCAUUGCUGCCUUCGGCGGGUCAGCUUCGCAACGUGCCCUUGCGUAUCUACCUGCCUAUGCCGCCUGAGGAGAGUGAGAGUGCUGCACAGAUGAGAGUUCUGCAAGCUCAGGUGUCUCCUACCCUUCCCCUCCAGCCUGGCGCCACGGCCGCACAGGCUCGAGCUGCUUCGACCGGUCAACCGCAAACGCUUGGAACAGCCUUGCAUAAUCUCAUCCCAGAUCUGUUCCCUUCCCGACGCACUCCUAUCCUUGCCCGGCCUAUUCUCCACGGCGCUCCCAUAGCGCUUACCGCCAACCUGGAAGACCUCACCAAAUGGGCUUGCUACGCCGAUGGCUGGAUACAUGUUGUGGUUGCGAUCAAUCAUUAG